AUGGCUUCAUCAUCAUCAAAGAAAAUUAGUGUGAAGUGCUCUGAAGGCAUGGUGUUGGAGGUGGAUGAAACUUUGGUGAAUGUUUCUCCUACCAUGAAACGCUUGAUAGAAGAAAAGUGUAAUGAAAGUAGCAUUGUCAUCACCUUGCCAAACAUCUCGAGCGAAACCUUGUCUAAGAUCAUUGAAUUCAUCAAGCUUGACUUGGAAAGUGAUGUGACUCUCAAUAAUGUCGGAGUUGAAUCUGCUGAUGCUGAUUGUAAGGCCUCUGAGAGUCUUACAAGUUUCAAUAACUUAAAACUAGAGUUCACAAAAAUUGAUGUAGACACACUUCUCCACCUUAUUACGGCAGCACACUAUCUCAAAAUUGAGAAAAUUUAUGAUUUGGGAUGUGAAGAAACUGCGAGAAGAAUCCGAGGAAAUACCCCAGAGCAAAUUCGCCAGAUUUUCAAGAUCAAGAAUGAUUUCACUCCUGAGGAAGAAGAAGAGAACAAGAGACUGUUGUUGACACCAUGGUUUUUAAAAUAAACAACAAGUUAUGUUUAACUAUCCAUCUUUCUAUAGCAAUGUGGAUAGUUAUGAUGUAUUUAGAGGACAUCGUGCUAUAGAUCAAACUUUUUAGUUUGUAAUAAGAUCCUCUAAAACUUUUAUUGAUAUCAUAAUAAAAGAAUGCAUCCUAUGGCAUUUGAUU
Molecule: messenger RNA, 688 nt
Organism: Cajanus cajan (pigeon pea)
Lineage: Eukaryota; Viridiplantae; Streptophyta; Magnoliopsida; Fabales; Fabaceae
Product: SKP1-like protein 1A
Biological process (GO): ubiquitin-dependent protein catabolic process
Source: RefSeq, a predicted model, not a curated record